Messenger RNA from Amaranthus tricolor (Joseph's coat), 2625 nucleotides. Its product is annotated as nucleolar GTP-binding protein 1-like. Gene Ontology annotation, molecular function: RNA binding; GTP binding; GTPase activity. Gene Ontology annotation, cellular component: nucleolus. Lineage: Eukaryota; Viridiplantae; Streptophyta; Magnoliopsida; Caryophyllales; Amaranthaceae. Gene Ontology annotation, biological process: ribosomal large subunit biogenesis. The transcript has 3 exons. The record is from RefSeq and is a predicted model, not a curated record. Bases 83 to 2110 code for a protein of 675 amino acids.
UUUCUUUCCAGUUAGGGUUCAUCAUUUUAGCGCCGUCUCUAUACUCUCCUCCCUCCUCAGGGUUGAUCUUUAACUUGUAAAGAUGGUGCAGUAUAACCUAAAGAAAAUCACUGUUGUUCCCAAUGGGAAAGAAAUGAUAGACAUUGUUCUAUCACGAACGCAACGACAAACCCCAACAGUUGUCCAUAAAGGUUAUGCGAUAUCUCGGCUUCGUCAGUUUUACAUGAGAAAGGUGAAAUACACUCAGCAGAAUUUUCACGAAAAGCUGUCUGCUAUCAUCGACGAAUUUCCUAGGCUGGAUGAUAUUCAUCCCUUUUAUGGUGAUCUUCUUCAUGUCCUGUACAACAAGGAUCACUACAAGCUUGCCCUUGGCCAAAUUAAUACAGCAAGAAAUUUGAUUUCGAAGAUUUCUAAGGAUUAUGUUAAGUUGUUGAAGUAUGGUGAUUCACUUUACAGAUGCAAGUGUCUUAAGGUUGCUGCUCUGGGUCGAAUGUGUACUGUAGUAAAGAGAAUCGGCCCUAGUUUGUCUUAUCUUGAGCAGGUUAGGCAACACAUGGCUAGGUUGCCUUCUAUUGACCCAAAUACAAGAACAAUAUUGAUCUGUGGGUAUCCCAAUGUUGGGAAGAGCUCAUUCAUGAACAAGGUCACUAGGGCUGAUGUAGAUGUACAGCCAUAUGCGUUUACAACAAAGUCUCUUUUUGUUGGUCAUACGGAUUACAAGUAUUUGAGAUAUCAAGUGAUAGAUACACCUGGAAUUCUGGAUCGGCCUUUUGAAGAUCGGAAUAUCAUUGAGAUGUGUAGUAUUACUGCUCUAGCACAUUUGCGUGCUGCAGUUCUCUUCUUCUUGGAUAUUUCCGGAUCAUGUGGGUAUACAAUUGCCCAACAAGCUGCUCUUUUUCAUAGUAUAAAAUCACUUUUCAUGAAUAAGCCAUUGAUCAUAGUGUGCAACAAGACAGAUUUGCAGCCAUUUGAUAGUAUUCCUGAGGAAGACAAGAAGUUGAUUAUGGAAAUGAAAGCUGAGGCUCUGAAAACAGUGGUAGGCCAGGGAGGGGAGGCAACUAGUGAUGAGGGAGUACUAUUAACAAUGAGUACUUUGACAGAGGAAGGCAUUAUUGCGGUGAAGAAUUCAGCCUGUGAUAGGUUGUUGGAUCAGAGGGUGGAAUUGAAGAUGAAGUCUAAGAAGAUAAAUGAUUGCUUAAAUCGCUUUCAUGUAGCAAUGCCAAAACCCCGGGACCAGAAGGAAAGGCCUGCUUGCAUUCCUCCAGGAGUUUUGGAAAGCAAGGCUAAGGAAGCACUUGAGAAGGCGGAGAAAGAAAAGAAGAAAACUGAAAGGGAUCUUGAGGAAGAGAAUGGUGGAGCUGGUGUAUACUCGGCUAGUUUGAAGAAGCAUUACAUCUUAGCAAAUGAUGAAUGGAAGGAGGAUAUCAUGCCAGAAAUUCUUGAUGGGCACAAUGUUUAUGACUUCGUUGACCCUGAUAUCUUGCAUAGGCUUGAAGAGUUGGAGAGAGAAGAAGGGCUUCGUCUUGCCGAUGAAGCUGAGGAAAAUUUUGAGAUGGAUGGUGACGAAUUGACACCCGAAGAGAAAGAAGCAUUGGCAGAAAUCAGGAAAAAGAAAAGCUUGCUCAUUCAUGAACACAGGUUGAAGAAGAGCACCGCAGGGAAUAAUCCCAUUGUUCCUAGGAAGUUUGACAAGGAUAAGAAGUUUACAACUGAGAGAAUGGGGAGACAAUUAUCCAAAUUGGGUCUAGAUCCUUCUGCCGCUAUAGAGAGGGCUCGGAGCAAGUCAAGGGGUCGGAAGAGGCUUAGAUCAUCUGAUAUGGAUGGGGACGAGGAUGCCAUGGAUAUGGAUAAUGAGCCAUCCAACAAGAAACAACGUGCUCUGUCUCGAUCAAGGUCUAGGUCAAAAUCACGGCCACCAACUGAAGUUGUCCCUGGAGAAGGACUAAAGGACUCUGUCCAAAAAGGCAAGGCUAUUAAGCUUGCCAAGAAAUCUUCUAACAGGAGGAAUAAGAGUGCACGUCGGGGAGAAGCAGAUAGAGUCAUCCCUAAUCUCAAACCCAAACACUUGUUUUCCGGAAAGCGUUCCAAUGGCAAAACAGAUAGGCGUUGAGCAUUUUCAGGUUAUGCAAUUGCACGCAUUCGGUUUCAUUUGGUGCUUGUUGUGCCAUCUGUGCUUGCUGCGAUGAACUUGAUGUGGUUCGGAACAAUUCUAAAAAGAUUUUUGCUAAGCGACAAUGACAGAUUCUGGUAUGGAACGACUAUUUUUCAUCAGAUUGUUUCUCGUUCGUGUAAAAUGGUGGUUUGAAGAUAUAGGGACCGGAACUAAAAGUUAACAUUGAGAAAUUAGACUUACAAUUAGAAUAGGGCUUGCAACUAGCUGAAUGUUGGAAUCACAGGUUCAUGUACGUGCAGGAAAACAAUAGACUUAACUGUUGAAAUUACACCCUUGCUUAAUGAAGAGGAAGUAAAUAACAGUAAUUUGUAAUAUUCAUAAAUAACCCUUAUCUAGAAGAAGUUUAUAGGGUGAGACUUUUAAUAUUUUAAUUUAUAUAUAUAUAUAUAUAUAUAUAUAUAUAUAUAUAUAUUUUACUUUAUUUUUUUCUUAAAUGGUUAUUUUAAUCACAG